Messenger RNA from Tetrahymena thermophila SB210, 3795 nucleotides. RefSeq names its product cyclic nucleotide-binding domain protein. The record is from RefSeq and is a predicted model, not a curated record. Lineage: Eukaryota; Ciliophora; Oligohymenophorea; Hymenostomatida; Tetrahymenidae. The transcript is spliced from 7 exons.
UUUUAUAUAAUAAGCUAAGCAGUGUUGAUUUUUUAUAAGCUAAUUAGAUCUUUAUUCUCUUUAAUUUAUAAUACUAUUUUGGAAGAUAAGAAGGAUACAAUGAGUUUGAAUAACAGCGCUAUACAGAAUUCUAAUGUAGAAAACUUGUAAAAUAGCAAUUCUCUUGAUCAAAGUAAAUAAUUAUGUGAUAAUUUAACUGAAGAUCAGAUUUAAAGAUUAAAUGGAGAGAAGCUUAUAGAAGCAGGAAUAGCAGUACUGAAUAAAAUUCCAACAAAAAGAGCCAAAUCAGAUAUUGAAAUUUUAAUAAGAUUGACUGAAGAAGUGCAAUUUUUUAAAAAUCACUUUGGUCAGAAUCAUCACUCAAUGCUUCAAGAGUAUUCAGAGCAUUUUGGUUAUCAAAAAUGUAGCAGAGGAGAUAUAGUCUUUAAAUAAGGUGAUUAAGGUGAUAAAUUCUACUUAAUAUUAAGAGGAUAAGUUAAAGUCCUUGUUUCUGUAAAAAGGUAGUUGUAAUAGAAUCCUUAAGAAAAAGCAGAUAAAAAUAAAAAGGUAAAAAAUGAAAAAGAAGAAUAGCUCGAAAUUAAAGUUCUUAAAUCCGGAGAAACUUUUGGAGAGCUUGCAAUUAUUGAUUCGAAACCAAGAGGAGCUACAAUUGUUUGUAUGGAAGAUUGCGAUUUUAUUGUAUUUGAAAAGAUUUCUUUCAUUAAAAUUUUAAAGGAUUAAGAAACUGAAAAAUUAAGAAAUGAAAUUAAUUAACUAACUAAGAUUUAUCUCUUUAAAGAUUUUUCCUUAAAUCUUUUGAAAAAUUUAUAUCUCCUGUUCUCAGUAAAUAGCUAUCAAAGAGGUGAUGUAAUAUACAGAGAAGGGGAUGAAUCUGAUAAAUUAUACAUCAUAAGGGAAGGUGAAUUCAAAGUUUCUAAAAAAUUUGAAUACAAUCUAGAUGAAGCGAAAAUCAAUAAGCUGAAUAACAAUGAAAAAAUGAGUAAAGUUAAGAUUUUAGAUAUUGGACUAAUUGGAAAGUUUUAGUCUCUAGGUGAAGAAGAGUUUUUUGUAGGAAUUUAGAGAGAGGUAACAGUAACUUGUGUUUCGAAAGAUGCUGUGAUUAUGGCUAUUAAUAAAAAGGACUUACUCAAAAAGAUGAGUUAUGACUAAAAUAGUGUUCGUCUUAUGCAGAGCAGAGCUAAGGACAAAUUUGAUUUUAGAUAAUCUAAGCUAAAACAGUUAUAAGAAAAGUUCUAGGAAGAUGAAGAGUCUGUUGUGCUUAAGAACUAUAAAAGGAAUAUUUUGAAAAUCAGUAAAAAGAUAGAAGAAGUCAUAGAUUCUAAUGAUAUAAAUUAGUUUAGCAUUAAUAGCUAAUUUUGUGUUGAAAAGACUACUUUGUCUAAGAAAUAGCAACAAGAAAAUUUUGUAAUCCCAGAUUAAAACACUAUUCGAUCAAACGAUUAAAGCUUUGAAUCACAAGAAGCUGAUGUUAACUAGAAUAAUAUCAGUAAAAUAGGAACUCCGAGAUCUUAAAGGUAAGGAAAUUACACACCUGGAAGAGAUUCGCUGUUUAAACUAAAUUCUCCUAAAUAGAAUUAAACUCUGAAUAAUAGCUAAUUGUUUCGCUAAAACAGCUUGAAUAGCAGUCAUAUUAAAAGUCAUGAUAACUCUGCCUUUUUAUAUAAAAAUUCUCCUAAACAAUCAGAAAGUAAUUAAGACGCUUAAUUUGCUAAUUUUUCUCAGUUCCUAUAAAACAUGGAUGAUAGCUCUUCCUCUAAAUAAUUUAAUUAUCCUGUGCCAAAUUUGUUGCAAAAUUUGCAAAGAUCUCAAUAAAAAAACUCAAUAUUUUUCAAAUAAGGAGGUAACAAAUAAAAACCUAAAAAGAAAAUUUUGUUGAGGAUCAAUGAAAAACUAAAGGAUUGUACAUUAGAUGACAUUAAAAAGUAGUAAUAAACUAGUUUUAAUCAAGAAAACACAGUAAAUUAGCUGAUUAAUUUUAAUGUCCAAAAAAUGGCUGAAGAAAAUAGAAUUCAAAUAAGUUCUUCUGAGAUUUAGACAAGCAGAAGUAGUAGUUCAAAUUCUGAAUAAGUUUCUGAACAAAAGCAGAGUAUUAAGUCAAUUUAAAAAAAUAACAACAUAAAUUCUGAAUUAGAUGGAUUUAACUUUUUAGGAAUAUAGAACUUAAAGCACUCUUAAUCAACGAGGAAUCACAAUUCUAAAUAAAUAAAUUUCCCUGGUUAAGAAAGCAAAGUUAAUAAUAACUGCUUUGCAGUUAAAUCUUAGGGCAAUAUUUUAAAUUAUAGUAUGACGUAAAGUUAGUAAUCUGCUUUGAAUAAUUUUCAAUAAUAAUAAGAAAUAGAUCAGAGUUACGAUUAAAAUUUAGAUUAACAAGAUGUAAGUCGUAAGAUAUCAAUAUGCAAUAAUGACUCAAAAGCAUCGAAAAAUGAUUCAUAUUUAUCAGACGAAAACAGCAAAACUCCUUCAAAGAUAGUUGUUUCAUAAAAUCUUAAGAUUCAAAAUUAAAAAAAAGUAAAUAACAGCAAUAAUAUAAUUAUUUAUCAAGAGAAGACUAGAAACUCAAUAUUGACUGAUAAAUGUAGAGAUUUUCUAAACAUGGAUAAUAAAAUUAUUUAAGAUAAAGCUAAGGCAAAAUCAGUUAUGAAAAAUCCAUUUCUCUACAUAGAUGAAUUUCCAUUGCCUAAAAAUGUCUCAACAAAUUUAGAGGACUAAGAUGUUGAUCGCUUGAUAUAAGAAAAAAUUAUUAAUUAAGUAGUUAAAGGAAAUAAUGCAAAAAGAAAUAGUUUCUUUAUGCAGCCUUUGCUUUAAUAGUAAAUCUAAUAAAAGGCGUUUCAUAUAAAUGAUGAAAAAAAAAUCAACGAGUAUGAGGAAUUUUAAUAUACACCAUCCAAUUAGUAAGCAAGCUAAAGAUUAUUCAAAAACCAAGAAGAAAGUUUUCAAGCAUUCUAUAAUUAAUCAAAAGAGAUCCCUGCUUAAGACAAUCCUCCUGACCAGAAAAAAAACUAAACUCCUUUAGAAACAAAUAGAAGUUUAUAGUUAUUAGCUUAAACAUAACAAUCUCCUUCAUCAAAAUUAAGAUCAAACAAAUAUUCAUACUCUAUUAGACCAUUAGUAUUCUAAACUAAUAUAUUUCAUUAAGAUACAUCUGAAUUAAUUAGACCUUUAUCAUCUUAGAUUGGAAGUUCUAAGAACAAAACCUCACAUAAAAAAGCCAAUACAUAAUUAGAUUAAUCAUUGACUAAAAGCAAUACAGCUCGUCCGUUAUCAUCUGUUGUAUAAUCUUCUAAUGAUAAAAUAGUUAGUAGAAAACAUAAAAACUCUAUCAGCGGAUAAUUAAAAACAAUAAAUUUCGAUGACCUUUCUUAAUCUCCCAUUUUAAAUCAUUUUAGACAACUUUCUUCUGGUAGAACGUUUGUGUUAGAAAAACAAAACUCAUAACAGCCCUUUAAAUAAGAAUUAAAUUAAAAAAUAGAGGAAUUAAUUGAAAAAAAAAAAUAAGUACAAAACUAGCAGGCAUAAACAAACUUUGUGUAAGUUUAAAUUUAAAGACCAAAAACCUCUUAAACAGUAUUUAAACAUGACUUUAAAGCAAUACCCUGUUAAUAAGUAAACAACUAAGUUUACCACGUUUAUAAUUGCAAAGGAAAAAAUGAUGGAAAAUGUUUAUGCAAAAGCAAUCACCUUAAUUUACUUCCAUUAAAAUUUAGAACAGAUUUAAUCAUGCAAAAUCAAAAAGCAAUAAAAAAAAAUUGUUUCUCUGUUAGAAUGUAAGGGAAAAUAUACUAAAAUGCUGUUUGA